ACGUCUUACCAUCUUGCUCUACUACACUUGCUGAAAACAUGCCAGCAUGGAUUAACUCACUUAGUAAAAUGUCUACUGGAUUGACUCCAAGUGUACUCAACAAUAAGACAUCACUGUUGUGCAAGUAUGGCUGUCCUGUUCCAACCUCCAGCAGAAGUCAGCAAGUGGACCAUGAGCAGAUCUGCCAGAGUCAGCCUAUUCAGUGCCCAGUCGUUGGCUGCAAUUUUGUGACUCAGCUGUCUUCCAUAACUCCCCACAUAUUUCUUGUCCAUAACACAGAAAUCAAAUAUAAUGCAUCAGAAUCAUUUUACUUGAACUUUAAAGAAGGAAGGUGGUCAUUCGAGAAUGGUCGUUCUUUGUUAAAAGACGGUCCAAAGAAUUUAUGUUUCUUUCAAGUGGUCAAUGGAAGACUGUUUCUUGUUAAUGCAAUGGGAAACUUUGAAGACAUGCAAGUCUGUGUGUACGUUCAGUAUGUCAACGACGACUUGAACUACAAGUCCAGUGUGGCCUGUGAGGUGCUGAGGCCCGAUGGGGUCCCGUUGCAGUAUGCAGGGGAAGUUUAUCCUCUAACCUACAGCCCUGUACACAUCAUCACUCGACGUCAAUGUUUAGUUUUCAACAUGAGCCACAUCAAUCCAAAGGUGAACCAUUUUGUUCUCCAUACCAACAUAAUGAAUGAAGUUGUUUAAACCAAAGAGUAACUAGUUGAUUCACCCUACCAGGUGGUGUUAAAACACCACAUUUUGUGCAAUCAGAUUGAUUUAUAUACCUAUUGUUUUGUUGUAAUUGUUACAAACAUUUUUGGAUAUACAUUGAUAAUAUUUACUUUAUGGUAUCUUCUAUGAAUAUUUUCAUAUCUCAGUAGCAUUUUAUUUAGUGUUGUGUCAUAAUAAACUCGGUGAUUAGGUUUAGAUAAAUUAGACAAGUUUGCUUUACUUGCUAAUUGUUGUAUACCUACUCAACUUUGUAUACCAUACUUGUGAUUUAUUAUUUCUAUUGUUAUAAAGACUGAAAGUCUAUUUUGAGCUAGGUGACUUCCUGGUGUAAACUUUCUUAUUAUUUAUUUGACUUAACAAACUUUUGUCAGCUCUAAGGUGUAUAAAAAUAAUAAUGAUAUUUUAUGGUUUGUUAUGUGGAGCAAAUAAUGGCCUUUGGUAGCAGAUAAAUGUAAUUUGUGUACCUAUCUUCUAACUCUAAGAUAGUGUCUAAGUUACUGCCUUAAAACCUUUUAUGGGGUGCAAUAAAUGGUAACUGAUCGCGGUGCUAGUUUUAAUACUCAAUAAUACAAGACAUGAGUAGUUGUUUGAUUUUUAUACUUAUGUGCCAUUUUUAUAUUUCUCAAUUUUCAUUGUUAUAUAAGACUGAAAGUCCUAUUAUACUGUAGGGUUUUUUUAUACCAGUGAAAUAUUUUUUUGUUAUUCCGGCUUUGUAAAGAGUUGUGUAUGAUGGUCUCCAGUGAAAACUUCACAAUUUACUGUAUAUAUUAAAUAGUUUUGUGUAAUUUAUCGAGGUAUUUUUACUAUCAAGUUUUUCAACUUUACACAAACUAAGUUAAAUUAUUGAGUCAGUCCUUGAUUACGAUUAGGCCUACAGUGUACUAGUGGUCAGUUUAUUAGGAUCACUAGAUAGAUACUUUUUAUCCAAAUCUUACUCUUUAAGAUAUCAUUUUUAUUGUACAAACUACUCCUAAUUACUAAUAUUGUUGGAACAGACAAUACUUUAUGAUGUGUUUUUUUACUUGACUUUUGACUUGUACCCUGAUUUUCAUAGAUAUUAGGAAGUGUUUACAUGAUUAGCUUAUAGCAAUCUUUUUACAUUUUGAUGUUUGUAUUAUAUUUCAAUAUCUUGAUUAUUUGUUCAACAAUUUGAAAGGUAAACCACUUUAUGAUUUAUGAUCAAAGCUGUCUCCUGACCCACCUGAGACUGGCCAGGGCCAAAAACCGGAACUCUGCCCCCUUGCCCUAAUUAGUCACCGUUAGCUUUUCCUCUAGUUCCAGUAACUUUCUAUUCAAAAGUCAUUAUUUCCAAAAUCAUAGAUAUGGCAAAUUUGAUUAAGAAACAGACAGUCUAGAGUAAAGUUUUCAACUUAAAGAAAAAAUUUUCUUUCAUAUUUCUGUUAUUUAUUUUUUCCUAAUAAGAUUAGCUUGUGUUAAGUAUCAAUGGUCUUAUCUUUUUAUGUACAUAUCAAAUUCUGUAUAAAGUUUUGGAAGUCUUAACCUGUGGGAAAUUGUUACUGGAGUUAGUGAGAAAGCUAAAGAGUGACUAAGUAAUAAAACUAAGGCUUGGAUGAAUCCCAUGUAGCCUGAGGGGCAGGAGACAGCUUCGGUGAUACAGACUUAUAUUAAAUGUUGGCAAUGUAGGAACAGUACACUCUCGAUUAUCCAAGGUAAUUUUUUUGCUUAAUAUAUACUUUUAUUUUUAUUAGGAAAACAAUAAUUACUUUAUUAUAGUAUAUGUCCGUUCACAGAAAUGUAAACAAAAAAAAUGUAUUUACUAUUUAUUUAAACGAAUACCUAGAUAAAUAUAUAGGAAUAAUGUUUUAACAUUAGAAUGAACCGAAAUAAGUUUAAAAAUUAUAAUUACACUGUACUAGGUUGGCUGGCUACCGACGGCAAACUAGACUGGACGAGCCGUCUGCAGAACAUAAACAAUAGCAGUGUCAGUCUUCUUGAUUACGAUGUUUUGAUGUAGACAUGAUUGUAUCAAGUUAUAGAUCAGGUCAAACUUAAACAAAAUAUAAUUUUAUACUUUUUGAACUAGAAAGAUCCACCUUAGUGUUUUGUUUUAAAUUAUGCACUCUAUUGGUUUAUCAUGAUGUCUAAUAAUACUGGGUUUAAAAAUUCAAGAUUAAGACGAUUAAUGAAGUGUUGAGCAUGUCUGUUGUGUUAUUUUUUUUUAUAAUUCUACGUUAUUUGGAAAAAAAGUUGUAUUAAAAUUACAUAUUAUCACUUUUCAUUCGCUAUGUGAUGUUAAAGAAAUAUUUGAUUUGACUUCAUAAUAAGAUAACGUAACCCUAACCUCAAAAUCUAUGCAACCUCUGUGUUAUCCAAGAUUCCUGGUAACCGAGGUUAGUUUUGGUCCCAACAACCUCGGUUAGUCGGAAGUGUACUGUAUACUUCAUUUAAUUAAACAUCUUAUUAGUAUGUAACUAAUUCCUAAUAACAAAGCUGCCUUAGCUAUUAAAUAUAAAAUAUAGCUAUAUUAGCCUAGAUCAGUCUAUUGGACUGCAAAAAAUCUUUCAUUUAUAUAGCUAUUAUAGACAUAGACAUAUAUAUCACCUUAUAAUUUUAUUACAGCCCCAUUACCUAAGUUGUAUCUAGUUUACAAGAAAUAUGUUUAUUAUUUUUGUGUUAUUUUGCACAAGACGUCUAUCUUGUAAUUUUGUUCAAGAUUUUUGUUUGUUUAUUUUCUAGUUUAAUUCUAUAAAUAUCUUUGUGUUGAUUGAAAAGUUAAAUUUAAAUUCACACAAAUAUACUGAUUUCUUUAUUA
Molecule: messenger RNA, 3489 nt
Organism: Macrosteles quadrilineatus (aster leafhopper)
Lineage: Eukaryota; Metazoa; Arthropoda; Insecta; Hemiptera; Cicadellidae
Exons: 4
Coding region: 39-689 (216 amino acids)
Source: RefSeq, a predicted model, not a curated record